UUCUUCUCUAUCUCUAUAUUAUUUUCUCACAGUGUUUGGUAAUAUUGUUAUUGUCAUGCGCCUAUCACAUAUAUACUAUGCUUUUGCGGAUGCACCUUUUUAUCUUCUUCCACACUAAUCAUUUUCUCCCUUCAACUUUAUUUAUUUAUAUAUCUCUCUCUCUCUUCAUCCAUCUUUUCAUGUUCACCGCCCAGCCCACAGAUUACUAAUAAAUUACUCCGUAUUUAUACACCUGACUACGAUCCAUGGUUGAGACCACCGGCGGCGGCGGUGGCGGUGCUUCCGCCUCCAGCGAUGACAGUUCAAGAACCUGCCCGCGGGGCCACUGGCGUCCUGCCGAAGAUGAAAAACUCCGGCAGCUUGUGGAGCAGUAUGGCCCUCAGAACUGGAAUUCUAUUGCUGAAAAACUUCAAGGAAGAUCUGGUAAGAGUUGUAGAUUGAGAUGGUUUAACCAACUUGAUCCAAGAAUCAACCGGAGGCCAUUCUCGGAGGAGGAAGAAGAGAGGCUUGUGGCGGCUCACCGGAUUCACGGCAACAAAUGGGCGCUCAUUUCCCGGCUAUUCCCCGGCCGGACAGACAAUGCUGUCAAAAACCACUGGCAUGUGUUGAUGGCGAGAAGGCAAAGGGAGCAAUCCAAGCUUUCUGUUAAAAGGACUUACCAACAAGUGUUCAACAACGUUAACGUCAACGAUACAAAUGUUUUCCGGCGAAGAUACAAAUCGCCGGACCCCUCAAACAAAAUCAUCAGCUUCUUCGAAUUCCAAAAUAAUCCCGACAGUAGUAGGCCGACUUUCUCCUUAUCCAAGUAUACCCCUCCGGCCCCGGCCCCUUACUCUUCUCCUCCCCUCAGACCACCCUCAUCAGACUACUCUCUACUGCGCCAUCACAAAAAUAGUACUAACAAAAAUUUAGGUUUUUCUUUAGUCGGAAGCCAUGGUGGUGUAAUUAGGUCAGACCCCCCUAACCUUAAGCCCUGGAAUUUUCUGAAUUAUUCGUCAACGUUCAAUGAUGGCGCCAAGAAUCACGAAAGAGAGUAUUUAUUCAGAGAGAAGAAGAAGAAGGAAAGAAAUGAGCAGCAAGAUAAAGAAGAUGAUGAAGGAGAAGACAAAAGGGAAAGGAGGGAUGUUACCUUCAUAGAUUUUCUUGGUGUGGGGAGUUCUUCUUGAUCACUUUUAUAUAUAUAUUUCUUCCAUCAUAUCUUACAUGGUAUGAUAGGUUAGUUUUACAUUAUUGGCAUGUUUAUCCCCCACAGAAUUUCAAGUUUAAGUUAAACCAUAACUUAGUUAUUUUUCUUUCUUCCCUUCCAUCAACUUUGCAGGUCUAAUCUAUAUAUACCUUACUGCCCAUUAUAUUCUUGAUCCUGAUAAAUUGUUUAAUUAGGAAUGAUUUUAAUGACAUAUAGAUUAUUGGAUAUGAUCAAUGAAGUUUGGGUUGAAUUUGUUA
Ipomoea nil (Japanese morning glory) is the source of this 1443-nucleotide messenger RNA. Its product is annotated as transcription factor MYB44-like. Lineage: Eukaryota; Viridiplantae; Streptophyta; Magnoliopsida; Solanales; Convolvulaceae. Bases 246 to 1166 code for a protein of 306 amino acids. Gene Ontology annotation, cellular component: nucleus. Gene Ontology annotation, biological process: regulation of DNA-templated transcription. Gene Ontology annotation, molecular function: RNA polymerase II cis-regulatory region sequence-specific DNA binding; DNA-binding transcription factor activity, RNA polymerase II-specific. The record is from RefSeq and is a predicted model, not a curated record. The transcript has 2 exons.